AUGGCUCCUCGGAGUGAGCGUCCUACGAUCCAACUAACCGCUCUGGUUCUUCCGCGCCAACUCACUGCCUACUCCGGCGCAAGCACGCUCGGCUCCAGGACUUGGCCGCACCUCCAAGGAGUACUACUCGCCGAUCCUGACUACAGUGCUGAGGAUCCAGUAGAUCUCAUCCUAGGCGCCGACGUUUAUGGCGAAAUCCUCUUGCCUGGCCUACGGAAGGGUACUCGUCACGAACCUGUAGUGCAAAACACAAAAUUAGGAUGGAUACUCUCCGGCGCUGCCGAAAGCGGACCUUCCCCCGCAACAAUGCGCUCUCACCAAUGCCAAGUGGAUGACGACCUCUCCGCGAUGGUGCGACGCCUGUGGGAACAGGAGGAGCUUCCACCCGCUACAUCUGCUCUCUCCAAGGCUGAGGUCGAGUGCGAGGACCACUACGUCCGCACUCACUUUCGGAAGCCCGACGGUCGGUAUGGUGUGCGGCUGCCUCUAGCAACAUCAAUGCCCGAUCUCUCCGGAACUCGUCGCAUAGCUCUUCGCGCUCUGAAACGAAUGGAAAGUCGCUUCAUUAAGGAUCCCGCCUUCUACUCUCUUUAUCGAGAAUUCAUGCAGCAGUACAUGGAGCUCGACCACAUGCUGCCGGUACAAACUCCAGCGAACGGCACGACAGUCUGCUAUUUACCUCAUCACGGGGUCCUGCGGGAAUCUAGCGUCAUGACCAAGCUCCGCGUAGUCUUUAAUGGCUCAGCGAUCGUGACAACGGGCUCUUCUCUCAAUCAACAUCUUCACUGCGGACCCAACCUGCUGCCGACUUUAGCUGACGUGCUCCUUCGAUGGCGUCGCCAUCGCUACGUCCUCGCCACGGACGUUGAAAAGAUGUACCGGCAGAUCGAAGUCCAUCAACAAGACAGAGAUCUGCAAAGAAUACUGUGGCGAUCAAGCCCUAAGGAAAACAUCCAGGAGUACCAAUUAAAAACGGUAACUUACGGCCUCUCCUGCGCACCAUUUCUGGCGAUCCGCACGCUGCACCAGCUUGCCCACGAUGAGAAGUCGAGCUACCCGCUCGGCGCCACUGCCCUUCUCAAGGAUAUUUAUAUGGACGACGUCCUCACAGGCACGUCUACGAUCAAAGAAGCCAAGGAACUUCUCCGACAGCUGACCGGAAUCUGCAGGGCGGGCGGUUUCCCGCUUAAAAAAUGGUCCGCCAACGAUGCCGCUCUACUCAGCGAUGUACCCUGCGAGGACCGGCUGCUACGUGAACCGCGGUGGUGGCAACCCGGGGAAAGUCACUCUACUCUGGGCUUGCUUUGGCACUCUCACGAGGACUACUUUGCCUUUUCAGCAGCGUUUACUCAGCCGGACGUCCUCUCAAAACGCACCGUCCUCUCCUUGACAGCCAGAUUGUUUGACCCGUUGGGAUGGCUCUCCCCCGUGACGGUACGGGCAAAAAUCUGGAUCCAAGCCGCCUGGUUGCGAGGCGUCGAGUGGGAUGACCCCUUACCCGAGGAUGACGCCCAUCAAUGGAGAGGCUGGCAGUCGGAGCUCCCACACCUAGGAGACAUCCGGAUUCCUCGCUGGUUAAAGUCUGAGCCGACUGACAGUAAUCCGGAAAUUCAUGGCUUUGCCGACGCUUCGGAGAAGGCUUUCGCCGCCGUAGUAUACCUGCUAACACGAGACAAAAACAAUCAAGUCCAGGUAUCUCUUCUCUCAGCUAAAACUAAAGUCGCUCCUCUUAAGCAGGUUAGCUUACCUCGGUUGGAGUUGUGCGCCGCUACUCUGCUGACACGGCUCGUCGCGCACAUCCGACUUGCUCUGGACGCCUUGGCCACUCCGACACAUUUGUGGACCGACUCAACCGUCGUCUUAGGAUGGAUCCGAGGCCACCCAGCAUCCUGGAAGACCUACGUGGCUAACAGGGUCAGCGAGAUCCAGACCACGUUACCCGACGUCGCAUGGCAUCACACUCCUGGAGUAGACAACCCAGCCGACUGUGCUUCCCGAGGCCUGUCUCCCUCGGAGCUGAAAGGCCAUCCACUCUGGUGGAACGGCCCGCGCUGGUUGCAAGGAGAUCCGGAACAAUGGCCGCUCGGCCCUGUUAGCACCCACGGCGUCGACCUGCCUGAGCGGCGUCUCGGCGUACAUCAAACUACUGCGGCCGAUGAUUCGAUCGAUGAACCGGAGCUUCUGACGCAAUACUCCGAGCUCCACCACCUAGUGAGGAUCACCGCCUGGUGCCGCCGUUGGUUACGCCUUAGGAAGACCAAGGGCAUUGAGCCGGGAGGCAGUAGCAACCUCCCAGCGCCCGUACUGCUACCUUCCGAACUGGAUGAGGCGUUGGCUGGCUGGAUUCGGGUGGUCCAAGCGAUCAACUUUAAGAAGGAGUUAAAGUUCGUGCAAAGAGCCGUUCCACUUCCGAAAAAAAGCCCGCUAGCCAAGCUAGGACCUUUUCUAGACAGCAAGGGUAUUCUUCGCGUCGGCGGACGGCUGAGCAAUGCGGCGAUGACACGCGAGGCGAAGCACCCGACCUUACUACCAAGCGCCUCCCAUCUGACGCAGCUGCUGAUCAAGGCCACCCACCUGCGGACACUGCAUGGAGGAGUGCAGCUUACCCUGGCCGCCCUGCGCCAGGAGUACUGGGUGUUACGCGGGAGAGCUUUAGUGAAGAGCUUUAUUCAUCGCUGUCUGCCGUGCGUGCGAUGGCGGGCGGCUACCCCUCAACCACCAAUGGGUAACUUGCCUGCUCCCAGAGUCAUACCAUCACGGCCGUUUCUGCACACUGGCGUAGACUACGCUGGACCUGUCUGGUUACGCACCUCCAAGGGCCGAGGUCAUCGUGCGUAUAAGUCCUUCCUAGUAAUCUUUGUCUGUCUUAGUUGCCGCGCGGUCCACCUUGACGUCGCUUCCGACUAUACCUCCGAUGCCUUCUUGGGCGCUCUACGUCGGUUCAUCAGCCGUCGCGGCCUAUGUAAAGUCCUCUACAGUGACCGCGGAACGAACUUUGUAGGCGCCGAUAAUGAACUUCGAGCGCUUUUUUCCGCCAACAGCAAAGAAGGACGACAAAUCCGCACUCGCCUAGCAGAUGAAAGAAUCGAGUGGUGCUUUAAUCCGCCAGCCGCUCCUCACUUCGGCGGUCUCUGGGAAGCAGCCGUCAAAUCGGUGAAGCAUCACCUUCGCCGUGUGAUCGGAGACGCCAAAUUAACCUACGAGGAGAUGGCCACACUUCUAGCACAGAUUGAAUCCUGCCUAAACUCUCGCCCACUUCAAGCCAUGUCGGACGACCCAGAGGACCUAGAGGCGCUGACCCCUGGCCAUUUCCUCGUAGGCACGGCGCUCAACGCCAUCCCGACGUCACCACUGACGGAAGGGCCUAAGUCGCUACUCACCAGGUGGAAGCUGCUUGGUCAAAUGCGAGACAGCUUCUGGACCCGAUGGACACGAGAAUAUCUCCACUCUCUAACACAUCGACCGAAGUGGUACAAGGCCGACGAGGAAGUCCGCAUCGGCCGCCUUUGUCUGCUCCGUUGCGAAGUCUCACCUCCCAACAAAUGGCCCCUAGCCAGAAUCGAAAGCGUCUACCCCGGGGGAGACGGACACACUCGAGUCGUCCGCGUUCGCACUUCCACCGGAAACCUAACGCGACCUGUAACAAAAUUAGUGCUCCUCCCUGUCAGCUCCGGCGCCAGAGAAGACGGCGAAUCUUAA
Messenger RNA from Camponotus floridanus (Florida carpenter ant), 3699 nucleotides. RefSeq lists its product as uncharacterized. Gene Ontology annotation, molecular function: nucleic acid binding. Gene Ontology annotation, biological process: DNA integration. Bases 1 to 3699 code for a protein of 1232 amino acids. NCBI's taxonomy places the organism in Eukaryota, Metazoa, Arthropoda, Insecta, Hymenoptera, Formicidae. The transcript has a single exon. The record is from RefSeq and is a predicted model, not a curated record.